Messenger RNA from Lachancea fermentati, 996 nucleotides. NCBI's taxonomy places the organism in Eukaryota, Fungi, Ascomycota, Saccharomycetes, Saccharomycetales, Saccharomycetaceae. The record is from the annotation of a GenBank genome assembly.
AUGAGCGUUCUAUUGGAAACCACACUAGGAAAUUUGGUGAUCGACCUAGAUUUAGAGUCCAGACAAAUAGAGUCCUAUAACUUUUUAAAGCUUUGUAAGAGCUCUUUUUACCAAUUCCAGUGUUUUUAUCACCUUCGAAGAAAUUCUGCUGUGGAGUUCGGGGACGCACUUUUCGGAAAUGAAUAUAGAAAGGAGCUGAGACUCCACAACACAUCAGUUGAAGGAAUUUUAGACAGUGGGAAUGUGGGUCCGAAACUGUUAAGGUCAUCCAAGAACAGCGGCACAGAUACGGAAACAAUUGAGUUUGGAGAUGUUUGUGCUCUCGUCAAAGUUAAGGAGGACUCCAAGCCGUUGAUCGGUUCGAUAAUUAAAAUAGCUCUAUGUGAAAAUAUCACUUCUCAAGAUGGCAUUGUGAAAUUUGGCCACAUAAUCAAGACGUGCCAUGAGACAUUGAAAGCCGUUAAUAAUUCAUCAGUUGACGAUAGUGGAAGACCCGAUGUUGAUAUUCGGAUCAAAAAAGCCCACAUUUUGCAUGAUCCGUUCCCAGAUCCUUCUGGAUUGAUGAACUAUGAAAUAGCUUUGCCGCUCCUGGAUAUUCGCCUUCCUGUGGACCUUCAGGCUGAAAGUUUGGACUACGCUGGCCCAAAGAUUGAACGUGAUAUAAGGCAGAAGGAGCUGACGCUUGAAAUAAUGGGCGACAUUCCCUAUAUUGGCAUAAAACCAUCAGAACGUGUUCUUUUCGUAUGCAAACUGAAUCCAGUUACAACUGCUAGAGAUUUGGCUAUGAUAUUUCACAGAUUUGGUGAAAUAAUUUCUACAGAAAUUGUUCACGAUAAAGACACUGGUACUUCGCUCGGUUACGGGUUUAUCGAGUUUUCAAGCAAAGAGUCGUGUGAAGCGGCUUAUUCCAAAAUGGAGGGAGUUUUAAUAGAUGAUAGAAGGAUACAUGUUGAUUUCUCUCAAAGUAUCAAGAAGAUUACGACAAAUACUGUUUGA